CUGGUUGCCAAGGCCGCAGGUGGUGUGGAUCCGGAAGCAGGAAGCAGGUUGAGCUCCCAAGGACCUGGGAUCUGCCUGGCUGGAGGAGUGGAGGUCUCGGGAGGCAGGUGACUCCUGCCAAGAUGGGUCUGUCCACCGAGGAGCUGGGGAGAGAGCUGGAGGCCACGGCUCAGGAAGUGCUGGGGAAGAUAAAGAGCCGCCAGCUGUUCCAGUCGGAAUGGGACACGGCUGCUUUCGUGGUCUUCCUGGUCUUCGUGGGCACCGUGCUGUUGCUGCUGCUCCUGGUCAUUGCCCACUGCUGCUGCCGCUGCUGCUGCCCCUCCACCAGCUCCGGGAAGGAAAAACCCAGGGGAAUGGAUAACUUGGCCCUGGAACCUUAGCGCCAGCCUCCAGGCACAUGUGGAUGGGUGGCCGUAACAAAGCCUGUGUUUGCUGGAAA
Dipodomys ordii (Ord's kangaroo rat) is the source of this 439-nucleotide messenger RNA. RefSeq names its product small integral membrane protein 22 (gene Smim22). Gene Ontology annotation, biological process: regulation of cell population proliferation. Lineage: Eukaryota; Metazoa; Chordata; Mammalia; Rodentia; Heteromyidae. The transcript has 4 exons. The record is from RefSeq and is a predicted model, not a curated record. The coding region runs from base 123 to 380 and encodes 85 amino acids.